Molecule: messenger RNA, 14648 nt
Organism: Sapajus apella (tufted capuchin)
Lineage: Eukaryota; Metazoa; Chordata; Mammalia; Primates; Cebidae
Gene: PRLR
Product: prolactin receptor
Exons: 11
Coding region: 3433-5301 (622 amino acids)
Biological process (GO): cytokine-mediated signaling pathway
Cellular component (GO): external side of plasma membrane; membrane; signaling receptor complex
Molecular function (GO): cytokine receptor activity; cytokine binding
Source: RefSeq, a predicted model, not a curated record
UUUAUUCCAGCAGCUAACAUACUUUUCUGUUUAGAGGACUGGUAUCUCCUAUUUAACCACAAAUUGCAAAACAUAAGAUCAAAUAAGAUUAAAUGUCCGGUUUGCUAAAUAGCAGAGCAAGGAAACAAAGGUCAGGAAUUCAGACUCUUACAUCUGAGGAAAGAGAGAGGCAAAGAGAUGACAUUGGAAAUGCCAAUGUCCUUUCAAUGAAAUAGAAAAAGGCUGCUGUAGGCAUCCUCAGAACCUCACCUUUUGUCCAGUGCCACGGAACCACGGAAGGCGCUCUGCUUCUCUAGGAACUGGGGGAAUGCUCCGUAGAGUCAAGGGCAAGUUAUAAUAAAGUGCUCCAUUUGUUUACUUUGGCAAGCGGAAGAUGACUUUACUAAGUGAUACUCUGCUGGGGCCAAAACCACUGGAGUAGGAAAAGGGGGCCCUUCCUGGGGAGAGGCUUCUCAAUCUUCCUGCCCUCAGCAUUGCACUCGGAGCGGCCCUGAGAUGUCAACAAAAGGAUGAUGAACUGAGUCAGCAGUGUUAGCAACUGGCUGAAGUAGAACGGAGCUGCCCAGAAUGCUGCCCUGUCACUGGGGAAUCUCGGGGAGGCUGAAAGAUACUGUUACAGGGAUUGAAGGGCUGGGCUGGCUGGAGGAACGAUGCCAUCGGCAUCUAUGUGGCAAUACUCCAGGACUGCUCUGCCUUUGUCAGGGCAGGCAUCACAGGUGGUUUUCCCUCUAACUAGGGUGGGCGUUGCUCCUUGAGCUUGCCAGUCUCACCUCUCCUCAUGCCAUUGCAUGUCCAAGGCGUGCCCUCAGGGGACAGUGCUGAUCCAGGGUGGCAAACCCAAGUGGGGAGAAAACCCUGAACCGCAUCCUCUCAGAGCUCUGCUGCAGUCGUGACUGUACUGAGGUGCAUGCUCUGAGCAGCAGUCACUGCUGGGGGUGCUUCCCGGCUGGAGUGGGUCUCAGCCAUAACCUGAGGGUCCUCUCUUGGGGAUGCUGCCAGUUAAUUGGCUCAUCUUCAGCCUCUGCCCAAACUUAGGCCUGUAGGUCCAUCAAUUACUAUAUCAGCCUCAAGGACUAAACAGGUGGGAGGAAGGACUAGCGUGAGUGAUGGAAGCAGCGGAGCUGAGGAAUGUGCUGGCACUUGUAAAAACCCAGCAAGAGUGACAUCUGGCUGAAUCUCGGUCAUUCACCUGAGCAUCAAUCAGGGGUUACUCCCAGAUCUGAGCAAUAAGGGAAACUUCCCAUGGCGGGGAAGCCCGCACUUGGGUAGACCUAGGGGAGCCGCCAGAAAGAAAGGAAUUGGCCCUGUAGUUGAUUAAGGUUCAUAGAAAGAAAAACAAAAGCAGAAAAUGAUCAUAGUUUCAGGCACUCCCAAUGAGCCUGUGACCUCCCCCGAAUCCUAUAGCCAAAUACGUGGGUGGCGCUGGCCUCACUUUCCCAUUCUCCCACUUGUGACUUUUGAUUCCACAUCAUGGCUAAGAUCCUUGGCAAACUGGGUUAAACCUUGGAUUUAAAAAUUAAAAUAAAAUAAAAUGAAAAACAGUUGGGGACGGGAAAAUGGUUUCCAAGAAUCUACACUUCUCUGCCCUGAAAUGGAGUGAAUAUUGUGCUCCCCUCAAAAUUCACAUAUUAAAAUCCUAACCCCCAAUAUAAUGGAGCCUUUGGGAGGCUUCAUGAAUGAGAUUAGUGCCUUACAAAAGGGGUCCCAGAGAGCUCUCUCACCUUUUUCCACCAUGUGAGCUUACAACAGGAAGUCAGCAGUGUGCAAACCAGAAGAAAGCCCCAACCAGAACCUGACCAUGCUGCCACCCUGACCUCAGAAUUCCAGCCUCCAAAACUGUGAGAAGUGUUAUGUGGUUUAUAAGGCACCUAGUCUAAAGCACUUUAUUAUAGCACUGACCUGAUUAAAAGACACUCCUGAGGCCCAUUCCUUCGGGAAAGGUCUUGAUUAGCCUUCACCUGGCCCAGUUUGCAAACACACUGAUGUGUGCUUCCCAUAGCAAUCUUCACAUUGCAGCCUGGGAGACAGAGAAGGGGAUUCCAGCCGGAGCAAUCUUCCCAAACAGGCAGUUCCUACUAGCCAAGCUUCUUGUCCUACUUUUGCUCAUUGAAGGUCCCAGCCUGUCCCCUGCCUAAUCCCCUGGCUGAUGGCCUCAGGCUUUGGAGAAUUCCUUUAAGAAUCCCAGUUGGCCUUAUGGAUCCCAAAAUGUACCUGCUCUCCUAGAAGCCCCCUUCUCUAACGACAUCCAGAUUCUGAGCAAGCCAACAGUGCAUGCAUGAGAAUCUUUCAUAAAAUAGGACUAUUUUGUAUACCCUUUGCUUUUUUUUAUGUUAUUUCCCCUCUUCACUCCCCUUGCUUUUAUCUUACCAUACACAUUUGUCACCUCCCUGUCUGGAAAGCCUAGUGUCAGCUCCCUGCCUCUUCACAACUUACAGGAUUGAGUCCAAACUUGCCAGCUUGGCCUUUCAUGGAGUGCAGGUUUAGUACAGGACUGCCAAACACAGUGUCAGAAUGAACCAUUCUCCUGGCCUUUACCAUUGCAAAUAUUUCUCUUUAUUUUAUUUUAUUUUAUUUAGGGAGAGCCGGUAUUUCAUGAGUUGAUGAACUACUUUUCUUACAAACUUGAGAAUUCGUAUUUUUGUUCAAAAUUAGUUUUUACAUUUUGUUUAGAGCCUGUUAAAGAUUGAGGUCCUCUCUCUGCCCCUUCUACUGCUAACCAAACCCAAUAGACACAUGUGAGCAAGUUGUCGCCUGACCCCAAGCUCCAGCCCCUGGAACCAUCUGACACAAAAUGCGUCCUUGUGUUUUCCAGCAAGGAAUUGCCUUGCCUACAAAAAUACUCUGUACUUUACUAUGCAGAUCAAUGAUUAACAGUGGGCUGUACCUUUCACCAGGUUGUAAAAGGACGACUGGGUAGAGCCACAGCAUUCCCUUUGUCAGUGUAGGAAAUGCAGAGGAGGAUGUUACCUCUGGCCACUUGCCUCUAAGACUCCUAACAAAGAUGAGGCAGGCUCCAGCCAGAAGGGUGGGUGACGUGUCCAACUGCCUGAAGGCCACAGGGCCAUGUUGAAUAGGAGAUGAGCAUGGAGAUCACAUGUUAGACCCCAGGAGUUCCAGGGAGACAGUGCUGUCCAGUCCUGGGAUCGAAGAUCAAGAGGGCGGCUCAGUAACACACUGGCCCCAUCACGUGACAGACCAGUCCUUGGAGUGAACUGGGAGACAAGGAGGCUGCUUUGGCGUGGAGCUGAGAACAUCUCCCGAUCUCACUGGAAGGCAGAGAGAAGCUGACAGGGAACCCGCCACAGCCUGUGCCAGGGUGACAUCAGGCUAAAGAGCUCUCCUAUUUAUGGAGGCGAACACUGAGGAUGCUUUCCACAUGAACCCUGAAGUGAACUUCUGAUACAUUUCCUGUAGCAAGAGAAGGCAGCCAACAUGAAGGAAAAUGUGGCAUCUGCAACUGUUUUCACUCUGCUGCUUUUUCUCAACACUUGCCUCCUGAAUGGACAGUCACCUCCUGGGAAACCUGAGAUCUUUAAAUGUCGUUCCCCCAAUAAGGAAACAUUCACCUGCUGGUGGAGGCCUGGGGCAGAUGGAGGACUUCCUACCAAUUAUUCACUGACUUACCACAGGGAAGGAGAGACACUCAUACAUGAAUGUCCAGACUACAUAACUGGUGGCCCCAACUCCUGCCACUUUGGCAAGCAGUAUACCUCCAUGUGGAGGACAUACGUCAUGACAGUCAACGCUACUAAUGAGAUGGGAAGCACUUUCUCGAAUGAACUCUAUGUGGACGUGACUUACAUAGUUCAACCAGACCCUCCUUUGAAUGUGGUUGUGGAAGUAAAACAGCCAGAAGACAAAAAACCCUAUCUGUGGAUUAAAUGGUCUCCACCUACCCUGAUUGACUUAAAAACUGGUUGGUUCACGCUCCUAUACGAAAUUCAAUUAAAACCCGAGAAUGCAGAGGAAUGGGAGACCCAUUUUGCUGGGCAGCAAACAGAGUUUAAGAUUCUCAGCCUACAUCCAGGACAGAAAUAUCUUGUCCAGGUUCGCUGCAAGCCAGACCAUGGAUACUGGAGCUCAUGGAGUCCAGAAUACUCCAUUCAGAUACCUACUGAGUUCACCAUGAAAGAUACAACCGUGUGGAUCUCUGUGGCUGUUCUUUCUGCUGUCAUCUGUUUGAUUAUUGUCUGGGCAGUGGCUUUGAAGGGCUAUAGCAUGGUGACCUGCAUCUUUCCGCCAGUUCCUGGGCCAAAAAUAAAAGGAUUUGAUGCUCAUCUGUUGGAGAAGGGCAAGUCUGAAGAACUACUAAGCGCCCUGGGAUGCCAAGACUUUCCUCCCACUUCUGACUAUGAGGACUUGCUGGUGGAGUAUUUAGAAGUAGAUGACAGUGAGAAUCAGCAUCUAAUGUCAGUCCAUUCGAAAGAACACCCAAGUCAAGGUAUGAAACCCACACACCUGGAUCCUGACACUGACUCAGGCCGGGGGAGCUGUGACAGCCCCUCCCUUUUGUCUGAAAAGUGCGAGGAACCCCGGGCCAGUCCCUCCACAUUCUGUGCUCCUGAGGUCAUUGAGAAGCCAGAGAAUCCUGAAACAACCCACACCUGGGACUCCCAGUGCAGAAGCAUGGAAGGCAAAACCCCCUACUUUCAUGCUGGUGGAUCCAAAUGUUCAACAUGGCCCUUACCACAGCCCAGCCAACACAACCCCAGAUCCUCUUACCACAACAUUGCUGAUGUGUGUGAGCUGGCCGUGGGCCCCGCAGGUGCACCAGCCACUCUGUUGGACAAAGCAGGCAAAGAUGCUUUAAAGUCCUCUCAAAUCAGUAAGGCCAGAGAGGAGGGAAAGGCAGCCCAGCAGAGGGAGGUAGAAAGUUUCCAUUCUAAGACUGACAAAGACACGCACUGGAUGCUGCCCCAGGAGAAAACCUCCUUUGGCUCCACUAAACCCUUGGAUUAUGUGGAGAUUCACAAGAUCAACAAAGAUGGCGCACUAUCAUUGCUACCAAAACGGGGAAAUAACACCAGCCAGCCUGAGAAGCCCAGGGAUCCUGAGAACAGUAAGGAGUAUGCCAAGGUGUCCAGGGUCAUGGAUAACAACAUCCUGGUGUUGGUGCCGGAUCCGCACACUAAAAACGUGGCCUGCUUUGAAGAAUCAGCCAAAGAGGCCCCACCACCACUUGAACAGAAUCAAGCUGAGAAAGGCCUGGCCGACUUCACCGAGACACCAAGCAACUGCAGGCUCCAGCUGGGUGGUUUGGAUUACCUGGAUCCCGCAUGUUUUACACACUCCUUUCAUUGAUAGCUUGACUAAUGGAAUGAUUGGUUAAAAUGUGAUUUUUCUUCAGGUAACACUACAGAGUACAUGAAACGCUCAAGAAUGUAAUCGGACUGACACUACUAAAGCUCCCAGCUCCUUUCGUGCUCCAUUUUCAAACACUUGCCUCUUUCUGCAACAGCUGAUUCUAGAACAAAUCAUUCUGUUUCUUAAAUGUGAUUUGUAGAUUUUCUCUUUGCUAUUAGUUAUAAAAUUGUGUUUGAUGAAAUAAAAGCACACUGCUUAGUAUUCUUGAGGGACAAUGCCAAUGGGUAUAUCCUCUGGAAAAGGCUUUCAUGAUUUGGCAUGGGACAGAUGGAAAUGAAAUUGUCAAAAUUGUUUACCAUAGAAAGAUGACAAAUAGGUGGAAAGUGCCUUGAAAAUUGCUUUUGAAAAAACAAUUAUAUAACCUUUACACUCCUCUUCCAUUUUAUUAGGAUUAUCCAAAUAUAACCAUAUAAAGAAAGAAUACAUUCCAGAACGAAUUGUUUACAUCAGUUCCUAUACCUUACUGACACAUUGCUGACAUGCGAGUCAGAAACGAUGCCUCCAGUUUUUUCUUAAAAUAGUUUAAAUAUGUUAGGCAUGGAUUUUCUUCCCCUGAAUUCUAUUUUAUUCUAAAGCCUCUUUAGAAUAUGGUUUGGAAAUUAAAAUUUUCUUACACAAGGGGCAAAUGAAUUUCAUGUGAAUCCUUUUAGGAUGUUUUCCUGCUUCAUUUCAGCAUGACAGAUAAUUUAUUAUACACCCUAGUCUUUUCUUAGUGAAAAAAAAAUCCCUAAAUACUAACUUUAAAAGAAAACCACAGCAGGAUGUUAAUGUAAUUACUGCCUUACUGUACAUACAAAUUCUACUUUAAUAUAAGCCCAUAAGUUUAACAAUGUAUUUUUGAAGACUAUUUUUCUAUCACUUAGGUAAAAUAAAAGACUAUUUUCUAUUUUCCCAGUACAGCUGUUUAUGUAUUCAGCAGGUACAGUAUUUUUCUGCUCCAAGGUUAUAAUGUGUAUUUACACUACAUAGUAGUAUAUGCAUUUCCUGUUUGUGGCGUAAAAUGCCAUACCAACCUAAAGCCCACUGUGAAAUAUAAAGUGAAUGACAAAAUUCCGUUUUCAACACAAUAUAGUAUAGUUUACCUGAUUGUUUUAAUCUCCAGGACGCUUUAAGCAACAACUACCAACAACAACCACCUAGGGAUUUAGAAUUCUUCACAGACCAGAAAUUAUUUCUCCUUUGAGUUUAAGGCUCCUUUGGGACUCCUGCUCAUCAAUGGCUGAAUCUUCCUAAAGCUACCAUAAAAAGGGAGACUGAUGAUUUCUAACAGCUGUUUGAAAGAGAGAGGCUUUGUUUUUGUGAGAAAUCUUGGACAGCAAAAUAAUAUUUUUAAGCAAAGCCAGGAGUCAGUGUCUCUCUGAAGUAAAUUCAUCUGCAAAAUCUUGGCAGACGCAGAAACAGAGCUCAUAUCAGAAGUGUCCAAAUAAAAGUUCUAGGAAACUAGGUAUUUGUAGAGCAAUGGGCACAGUUCCAAAGGUCAGAGCACAGUAGUGAGAUUUCCUAGUCAGUUCCAAUGCCAGGCUUCCUGAAAGAUGUCAAAGCUUGGAUUUUCAUUUUAAAGGACGCAUCCAUGACUCAUCUAACACCCUCCCUCUCUUUUUCCCUUCACUUGAUGGCAAAUCUAUUCUAUAUGUCCACUUACCAGCUGGACAUAGAGAACUUGAUCUCACCUCUGGGAUUUAAAUAUUCCACCCCAACUCGCCCAGAUUGAUAGCAUCUGGACUCAGAGGUCCCCCUCCUGUUAGAAAGUGAACACGUUGCCAGCGUUUUGGGAACGGCAAAAGCAAUUGACAUGAAGCUCUAUUUUCCUAAUAUAUAAACAAUAUCAUGUGAGUAAGGGAAGCAUGUGGGAAAGUUGUCCAAGCUCAUUCAGUCCCCCAGAUCCUCAAUUCUUACACUGUCUGAGAACCAACUGCAUAGGCAUCACCUGGGCAGUGUUUGAAAAUUCCAUUUGUAGAAUCUUAGGCCCUACCUCUAACCUAAAGAAUCAGAAUCUGCAUUUUACUAAGAUCCCCAAAUGAUUCAAGUGCACACUGAAGUUUGAGAAUCACUGUUCUAGAUAACCAUUUCUACUAAAGGUUGUUUUAGUGCAUAGAAACAAUCCUCUUUUGGAAAAGACAGAUCAAGUCUGUUUGACUUGCAGUGAACAACACUGCAUGUACGAUGGCAAAAAAAAAGAAACAUAUCAAUGAUUUAAGAUUCACGUUAUGCUGAAUCUUCUGUGAAUUCACAUAAAAGAAUGACAUGCAAAAGUACACAUAUGUUCUGAAAGACCAAGGAACAUAUUCUACCUUGAGAAGCAUUGACCAAAGAUGGUUACCCUCAAAGCCAAUCAGACUAAAUCUUUCCUAACAUAAUAUAUUCUUCUCUAAGAAUAUAGAAGAUAUAUGUCAGUCACUCUUAUAGUUUGAAAACCUAAACAUAAAAGUAGUCUGCUUUUGACAUAUAAUUUUGUAUAAUACAUAUGAACAAAUGUUACAGCUAAGGAAUUAAAUCCCUAAAAAAUACCAAUUAGCCACUCAUUAAGUCAAAACUUUAAUUCUGUGAUCAAUUAGCAAGCUAUAUGAAUUAAGGUUUUUUGUGGUCUAACAAGAAUUUUUCUGUGGUCUAUCAAGGAGAUAGCUGUUCACAUGGAAGGAUACAUAGGGGGCAGAGGAUGAUCAAGAGACCUAGAUUCUGAUCUUAACUGCUUUGCCUUGGAGAGAUUAAUUCCGCUCUCUAAGCCUGUUUCCUCUGAAGAUGUUGGACCAAAUAAUCUCUAAGGUCCUUUGUAACUGACUCCUUGAUUCCAUAACUCACUGAAUGUUUUUCUGCAAAGAUAAUUCCAACCAAUGCCUUCUAACUUAAUUAACCUAACAAAAAAUUGCUCUUCAUCACAGAAAUACAAAGUAAUCUUCAGUGAUGUGCUCCUUAUACUUUGCUUUCUAAAUCAUCACUUCCACUUGAUCUUAAUAUAUUGCACUGCAUUUUAUAAGUGAUACGUGUGCAGAAUCAUAUUCAAAUAUUAUGUGCAAAUAUAUGUGUAGAAAGAAGAGGCAUUUUAAAAAGGCAUGAGAUUGAAAAGAGACAUAUUGAAUGAGGCAUUAAGCUUUAGGAAAAUGAUCUUUUACUGAAUCAAGUCAUGCUCAUUCCUUGCUGAAUCCAACAGCCCCAAAUUCCUUUUCUUAUAUCUAGCUGUUAAUUAUUUUUCUCUCAUCAUCCGAGAUUAACAACCAUUGCACAGUUGGCUUAAGGAUCCUUACACUCUGAGUUAUAAAAAGUUGCAUUUUUAUAAACAAAAAUGUAAAUAAUCAAGUUUUAAGGCACAUGGAAACUGAAUCUAGUCAGUGGGUGAUUUGUGUAGCUUACAACCCAAAUAGCAAAAUGUUCCAAUUCAUUCUAACAGAUAUGUAUAAGCACAAGUUAGUAUCAGCCAUGCCAGAUAUUAACAGACCCUACAUUUAUUAGCUGUUUAACAGACUCUACAUUUUCCUAAGUGCCUAAAACCAAUCCUGGUAGUCACUUAAGUGCAAAAGGCUCGUUUUAACUGGCUUGGUCCAAAGGAGUCAAUCCUUUACUGCCUGUACAAGAUCUGGACAGUUUUGCUCUUUGUCUCGUGAUGUGCCAGCUGAAUGUGAAAAGCCUGUGAGUGAUUGAGCAACCAGGCGCCCCUGCAUUCCAAGGAGCAGUUUGGCUCUGGGGAAACUCUGACUUUCUCUUUCCUGAAGUGUCCACCACUGCCCAUCAUUUGCAGAAAGACUUGGCCCUGCCUUUAGCAACUUCCCUAUCUCCUUAGAGUAGACAAGAAAGAAACAGAUUUGUGCACAUUUUACAAAGUGCCUUCCUCUAGUUUUUUUUUUUUAAGUUUUCAUUUUGCAAGGAAAAAUGUGUUGAUUAGAAAGUAGCAUUUGCCUUUAUAGGGAUAUAUAAAGAGAGAGAUAGAUAUACAGAUAUAUGAAUGAAUGGAGAGAUGAGAAGAAGCCAGAAAGGGCACAACAAAAUGGUCUAAGGGCCAACCAGCAAAUGUUCAGUGAAUGUUUAUGUUUUUUUUAAUUGAAUCAACACAGAGCUAUUGUGAAUGUGUGACUUACUUUGCCUGAUAAGAAAUUGAGUCUGACUGUGAUUUUGGGAUAAACCUGCCACCCUGUGAUUUAAGACUCUCCAUACUAAAACAUACUGAUACAUUUUUGAAUGUCAUUGGCUCACAUGCCUAAACCUGAAGAGAACAAUGCCUGCACAUUGGAACUUUGCACAUAGACGGAAAAAUAUAAAUAACUUUGAAUUACCAUCCCAAGUGUUGCUAACAUAGAUGUGCCAUUGACGAAAGUCUCACGUGUACUUGAGUGAACAAAUUUCGUUUUCUACCUUUUUGUCUCAAGCACAAUAAUGCUGCCACUAAGACAGUGACUGAGCACUCGAUGUCCAAGACUAAAUCGCAUCACCACCACUAAGCAGAUGUAAGUCCCUGGAUGAGUCUUUUAAACUCUGGCCAUUAGGUUCCUUACUUGUUAAAUAGGUGGGUUGGCCUAAAAGGUUUCUAAGACCUCUGUCAGUUCUGUCUUUGAUUCUCAUUAUCUAGGUAAAAUCCAGGGUUUCAGGUCAAAGUCCUAAGUGCAGUGGAAGAAAGCCUUGCCGACAUGCCCUUGGCCUGAAGCCAUGAACACGUGAGACUGUGUAACAAUAUUUAACAGAAAAACAGAGAUCUGUUCCUCCAAGUCAGAUUGAUAUAACAUCUUUGCUUUUCCUUUUUCUUCCAAGCUUUACAUAUUUGUAGGGUUUUUACUCCUUCUCCAGAGCCUACUAUUUUUCCUCAGAGUAGCAACCAUAGAAUCCACAAGAAAUGAAAUUAUUCAUAAGCAAUGACUUUGGCACUACAAAAGACUGAGUCAGAGUUUAAAUCAGUUCCACAGAUCUCCAAGCCCAAGUUGAGGAUCAUAAGUAUACCCCAUUUAAAGAUUUGCAUGCUUAGAGACUAAGCCCAUGUUCAUUAAUUAUUUAGUUAAUUCAAAGGCCAUUUAUAAAUCCAUGCCCAGCCUGAGCAACAUAGUAAGACCCAGUCUUUACAAAAAUUUUUAAAAUUCCAGCCAUAGUGACCCAUACCUGUAGUCCUAGCCACUUGGGAAGCUGAGGCCAGAGGAUUGCUUGAGCCCAGGAGGUUGAGGCUGCAGUGAACCGUGAUUGUGUCACUGCACUUCAGCCUUAAAGAGCAAGACCUUGUCUCAAUAAAUAAAUAAAUCUAAGCUAUGUUGAUGACUAGAUACUGGAGGUCUUAAGGGAAAGCUUUAAAAAUACAGAGUGAUUGCUUCAGAGAAAUCCUAUUUAUAAUUAUGAUCUGAACUUAUUCUAUGAUUAGCAAAUAUAUCAUCCAAAAAUACAACAGGAGUUCUCACCCCAGACUUUUAUUUUGCAGGAUGGUGACUUUUGGUCUGGCAACCUCAUGACACCCAUUUCAAUAAAAGGAAAAGGACAAUAAAAUAGGAGAUAGGAAGUUUCCAGAGAUUUGGGCAUCUCAGGAUUCCAUGAAAUGCUGAGACUAACCCACUAAAUCCAAUUUUUAUUGGACAUGGUAAAUCUAAAUCUGUUCAGUGUUUUGAGUUUAUGUCUAAGAGAGGUACAUAAUUCACAACACUAUAAUGCUGGUGGCUGUUUUGUCCACACCAAUUCCUUUGAUUUAACGCUCUGAUUUCAAUUUAGAAAAUAUUGAGACAUGCAAAGUCUCAAAAUAGGAAAAACCUAUUCUGUUUAUAAGAUGUGGUCAAUAAAUAGACCACAGAUAAUCUCAAUUAACAUUCUACUUGCUGCCGAUUAAAAAGAAAAAAACUUCAGCAACUGAAGUAGGAAUAUAAAAAACAAACUUUAAUAGUUAUGGUCAAAUUAUGCUUCACUUGGAUAAAACUCAAAAUGUAGUCUGAGGUUUUUUUGUGCACAUUUUGCAAAUCCUGGGGGAAACAUCUUUUUAUCAUGUUAUCUGAAAAACUGUAUGGCAAAGAUACCUCUGAAAAACAAUUUGUUUUAUAAAAUUCCUGAAAAGACAAUUUUGAAUUUUUAAAAUUAACUACUUCCCCUUUGUGUCCUAAUGUCCUUCCUUCAAAGCUGCUUAUAGUUUAGAAAUGAAAGGUGUCACGUCUCAUGCUUUGAUUGCUUUUCAGUGGCAUGUUUGAUAUAUUUGCCAAGUGGCAUUUCUGACUUUACAGUAACUGUUACAUUAUUUUGUACUAUAUUGCUUUAUGUGGUUCUAAAAUAGUUUACACCACAUUGAAAUAUGUAAUCCUCAUGUUGUGAAACUCAUCAUGUAAUACAAAUGAAAAUCAUUACUUAAUAACGUACAAUCUAUUCGUAUGUAAUUUCAAUAUGAUUGUGUCUAUGACUGUAAAACAAACUGAAAAAAUAUGUAAUAUAUUUCUGUUGAAACCAUGAAUGUACUAAUUUUUUUCUCAAUCUUUGUCUAGAAGCAGGAUUCUAUGUCAUUCAUUGUACAGCUGCUCUGGGGUAUUACACGUUUAAAGUACAAUCCAACAGUUGUUUAAAAGUCAGCCUCUUGGCUUUGUUUCAUGUGACUGCUGAUGCCUCAUGAGUGUUCUUUGCAUAAUGAGGCUUGCUUUUGUGCUUCAUCAUUCAUUGUAAAUAAUUGAAGAGUCUCAUUGGAAACCAAAACAAUCUAGAACCAGCCUGUUGGGUGACUGUGUCUUCUGUAAGCCAUAUUGAAGUGAAGCUAUAUGUAACAGCCUAAGAUUCCAUAUUUUCAAAGCUAGCACUACCUCUGCUUUUCCUCUUUCCCUAGAAAAUGCCAAGCAAAAUUCCCCAACACUAAGUGAGACAUUAGAAGUCACUGUUAUAAUUAAAUUGCUGGGGUUGUUUUUGUUUUGGCUUUUUUACACCUUCUAAGUCACCAUUUUGCAGGCUUAUGCAAGUUUCUGAAUAACCAUUCUUACAUUUUUACAUUUUAUAAAAACUGGCUGCAAGAGGCUGCACAAGCAUGUGUAGUAAGUCAUCAGAUGAAAAACCCACAGAACAGUAGGCUGCAGGUUUUUUCCUAACUGUAAGUCACCUUCUAGUUGUCCAAAGCCAUGAUAAUGAUGUCUCUUACAAAUUGACUUCUGUAACCCCCCUAGAAAUAACUCUCUUCCUUAUUUGAUUUUAGCCAUCGAACAUAGUAUGAUAUAGGAAAAGUCAGCCAUUUACCAGGAAUAAUCUUGUUUUGAUUUUAAAAACUCAUUUAUAUAUGUAAUUAUUGUAAUGUCUAUUUUUUAGACUUAAUUAUAGAAGAUUAUAGUCAUCUGAUUUGUUAUUUUGCAUUUUUCAUUCUGUAAAUCUUUGCUUAUGGCACAUUGUGCUGUCUGUUUUCCAUGGUCUUAUUCAUUUGUCUCCUUCUAUUCUGAGGGAACGACAUGAGUAGUUAAAUCUUUGUCAAUAGUAUGGGAUAUAACGCUAGUGUUAUUAUCGUAACAUCUUCAUUUUUACUGCAUGCCAAAAACAGUGCUUGCCAAACAAAAAUCUUAGACAUCCCAAUACAAUAUGUUCAUUAUAUUCCUAUUCACAUAAUUAUUGAAAAUACCCAGCUCAGUGCCUGGCUCAAUAAAUGUUUAAUUCCCUUACCUACGCUUGCUCUAUUUUUUUAUUUGAAAUGGAGAUGAGCAAAAUAAUGUAAGCAUGGUCGAAGCAAUUUUUUGGACAUUUCUUGCUGCUAAAAGAUCUAUAAUCAGGACAUUGUUUAUGUAAGUUGGACAAAAAAAAAUUCUUCCUCUUUAUGUCCACCCUUCCAUAUGAUUGCAAGACAAAAUUUCCCUCCUUUACCUCAUCCCUGUAACGUGGGAGGCUGAGAAAAAUGAGGGGAGAUGGAACCAGAUACAAGGAGAUUCAAUAAGAGAAGCUUAUUUAAAUAUUGUGAAAUAAAGAAAGAGCCAAACCAUUUUUUAAAGUGGGGAAUCCUUUUGAACAGUUAUUAUUUAUCCAUAUUAUUAACGCCUUUUCUGACAAAAUUCUUCAGAUGAAGUGUAAAUGGAUAAUCUUUUACUUUUAAUGGAUCUAGACCUAGAAAAUUUUGCUUACUGUUCAUGUUUGUACUGCAGAAUUGUGAAAUGGUGUGUGGUUUUGCUUUACAAGUUCUUCUCUGCUUCCUCUUAAUUCUCUAAUGCCAUGUCUUACAGAAUAAUGAGAAAUUUCUUUCUUACUUGAGUAUCACGCUCUAAAAACUUGGCUUCAGUCAAAGAAAUGCUAGCUUUCCUGUGCUUAUAUUGAAGCCAACUGCCUUGAAUUCUUGGGCCCUCUUAUAUUUUUAAGGUACAAAAUUUGAAAUCUUAGUCACUAGUCACAAGAUGCAUACAAUUAAUGAUGAGCUGGAGGAGUAAUAUGUAGCUAAUUUUUCAAAAGUAUUGAAUGUACUUUCCCAACAGAAAACAGAAAUUAAAUAUUGCCACAUUUUGCCGGAAUCCCAUCUGAAACCUUAACCUUGUCAGAUUUCCUACAACUUACUAAUCAAGUUUUAUACAUUCUAAAUCUCCCCAGUUUUGGGGGGUCUGGAAGAUGCAACUUCCAUUUCCAUAGAAAUUUGCAAAUCUUGGGGUAAGGGAGCAGUGGGGGUACUAGGGAGAAGGGUAAAAUAUAGGAUUAUUGAAAAGUCCCCAAGAGGGACCUUCCUGACCAGAAUAUGCAGAUAAUUCCUGCUGGCUUUAACCUUUGAAAGUCCCUUGAAACCAUCCAGAUGAAACUGAGCCUGUUUUUUGAUAUUGUCAGAUGUAUUCUACUUUGAAGUUUCCAGCACCUAAACUGGAAUUCUUUUAUUUACAUCCCCUCCACUGUCCCCCACACCACCCCUCAAUUCCUGCUGCCCCUGCUAAUGUUAAGCAUUUUUCUCCUGUUAUGAUCAGGUUCACAUUAAAACAGAUACUUACAAACUGACUUGAAGCACAGAUACUUUUAUGAAUGUGAUAAAAUAUUUUCUUGAGAAAAGGAAAGAGGACGUCAAAUAAAACACCGUGUGGAUGUUGAUUAGUGAACAUUGGUGUAAGAAAAAGGAGCUCAGGAAUUUUUAUUACUGUAUUUAUAAACGAAUUUGAAAGAAUUUGUAAAUGCCACUGGUACAUUUUUAAGGUGACACAUUUGCUCCUUAUAACGUUAUUAAAAAUUAUAGGGUAAGCUUAAAUGAUGUUUGCCAGUAGUUUUACUUUACAUAAUCAAUAUUGAUAUUGUUGCUGAACUAUGUGACUUUAUGAUGCAUUUUUCAGUCCUUUUUCAGAGAAAAUGCUUUUGCAAUGGUAGCAAUGUUUAGUUUAAAUUGACUUAAUAAAUUAUUACCUGAGCAAUGA